Monodelphis domestica (gray short-tailed opossum) is the source of this 12055-nucleotide messenger RNA. RefSeq names its product solute carrier family 25 member 25 (gene SLC25A25). Gene Ontology annotation, cellular component: mitochondrial inner membrane. Gene Ontology annotation, molecular function: calcium ion binding. The record is from RefSeq and is a predicted model, not a curated record. Gene Ontology annotation, biological process: transmembrane transport. Lineage: Eukaryota; Metazoa; Chordata; Mammalia; Didelphimorphia; Didelphidae.
GCUUGAGACUCUCAUAAAGAGCUUACUUGUCUCAGAAAUGCCAAUAAGUAUGUUAGAUCCUACUAAUUAGGUGAAUAGUUUAAUUGUUAGAGCAUUGUGUUGUCUCCUAGGAAAAUCCUAGCUGAAUGCUUAACCUAAUGGUUAUAAGGUUGUGAUUUGCUACUUAUUUCAGAAAUUCCCUGGAUGAGUCUUCAUUCUUCAUAUGUGUAAGGUUGCAAGGAAGCAAGCAUGAAAUUGAAGAAUAGUCUUCAGUAGAGCUUCUAUCCAUUAGCUCUACUUUGUUUUCUGUAAUUUUGCUCAAGUCUCUUCCCUUUUCUUAAUAGCAAUCUUUGACUCUCUAAAGGACUCUCUUGUUGUCUCUUAGAUUUUUUUUGUAGACUAAAUAUUUCCAUGUACUUUAGUAGUUUUUCCUGUGACGUGAUCUUCAGAUCUGUUGCUAUAUUCGUGUCCUUCCUGGACACAUUCAAGUUUGUCAUUGUCUUUCUGAAAAUUCAAUGUCAGAUAUAUCCCAGAGGAACCAAAGAAAGAAGGAAAGGACCUAUAUGUAUAAAUAUAUUUAUAGCAGUACUAGUAGCAGAGAGCUGGAAACAAUAGAAACAAAUCAAUUGAGGAAUGGCUGAAAAAAUAUGUAAAUGUAAUAGAAUAUUAUUUUGCCAUUUAAAAAAUGCCAAAGGAACAGAUUUAGUGAAACUGAAGUCUUAUGUGAAGUGAUGCUGAACAUAAUGAGAACAAUAUAUACAAUGACUGUAACUUUGGAAGACUUAACUAUAAUGCAAUAGUCAAUCACAUCCUCAUGGUGAAGAGGCUUCUUAUUCUUACCUUUUGGCAGAAAGGUGAUGACAAAAGGUACAGAAUGAAACAGACAUUUUCAGAUACAACCAUUAUUGUGUGACUUUGUGUUGCUUGACAAUACAAGGGAGGAUUUUUAGGGAAGGAGGCAGACACUUGUUGGGGAAAUAGUGAUAGCCAUCAUAAAAUGAAAAAAAUCCACCAGUGAUACAUUUAAAAUAUGGAGACCAGAAGAAGGUCUAGAAGGGGACUGGCUGGUACUGCUUUGCAAAAUUUCAUGUAUACUCUUAAAAACAAAAUAGACUAUAUGUGAUCAACAUUUAUGGUUUCAUAAAUAAUCUCUUUUGUGUUUGGAAAUGUUGUUAAUGUUUGCCAAAUUCUUGUUUGAAAAAAAUUUGCAAAUAUGUAAGGCCAAAAAGUGAACACAAGACUUAAUUUUACCCCGAUUUGUAUAAUUUGAGAUAAAUCUGAAAUGAGAAAUUUGGUAGGGUAAUACAGAGUAAAUAGAUGGUGGAGGCUGGGAUUACCAUUAUGACCCCUCAAACAAAGGGAGAGAAUCACUGGCUGGUCAUUGGAGGGGUUGGGAAAAGAGAAAGAAAAUCACAAUAUCUUAGAAAAUAAUAGAAAGAUAAAAAUAUCUUCAACCUGUGGAUGAGAGAGGUACAGACCACAACUAUGGGCCACUUUGUUUAAAAAAAAAAAGGAAACAGAAGAAUGACAUCACUUUGUAGUUUACUAACUGCAUUCACAUCUAUUUUCAUAAAAAUUGACAUUUAAGUAACACUUUUAAUGUGUACAAAAUGUUUUGUACAUGUUAUUUCAUUUGACCUUUUUAACCCUGAAAUAGAUAGAAUGAGUGUUAUUCCUAUUUUAUAAUUUUAUAGAUGAAGAGAUAAGGAGUGAGCAUAACCUUGAGAGCUAAUAGUAGACUGGGGUAGAGCCCAGGGUUCCUGUUUCCUGGGCCAGUACUUCCUCCACAGUACCAUUACUGCCUCCUUUUAUGAGAAUAGAAGCAUAACAAAAUAUAAACCAAUUUGCUUGUUUAUAACACAGUAGCCUAUGCAAGUCUAAUAUACCAGUUUGGAAGUCUCACUGUAAUGUUAGACAAGAAACAAUGAGUAAAACUGACUGGUGAAUUAUUCUCGAGUGAGAAAUCAGAAAUGCUCCACAAUUCAUUGCCUUUUUUAAAAGAUGAAUUAAAGACUUAAAAAUUCACUUUCAUUUCAAGUAAUAAAUGAACAGCCAAGGCAACUUGAGCAAAUUUCUUAUCUUUCAGUUCUUGGCUUGAGUUUUGCAGGAAGCUUGGAAAUGAGAUGAGUCAUUUGUCAUUUUCUACAGAGUGGAUUGGAGAAAUCGGAGAUGGUGGCUGUUCCUGUUCUCUUUGCAUUGGGAAGAAAGCAGAUACCAUUAGAGUCAGUUCAAUAGACUACUGGAAUGACUUUCCUUCUUUUCUCUAUCCCUUAAGCCUUCUUUGCUCUUGGAGCUUAAUAUAACACUUCGACUGAAACACAAAAGAAAACUUAUGUGCAUUGCAUAAGGAAAUUCAAAACUGUUUAAAUGCUGGAGAAGCACAAAGAGAAUUUGCCAAGAAUAAGAAUUUGCUAUUUGCUAAGUUCUUACCUGUGGGACUAACACAAGUGAAUAGUCCUGUUGGAUAUAGCCAGCCACAAUGCUGGGCUCAAUCAGCCACUAUGAUUUUGUCUUCUCAAUGUGUGAAACCCUAAGCUAGUCACAUUUUUGUUGAUUCAUCUUCAAAGAGCUGAAUGAGAUUUCUUGAACUCAAAAAGAUCCUUAUUUCAACACUCAAAAUUUUAUUGAGAAAACCAAGUCCCAGAGAGGGGAAUGAAUAUAAUCUGCUCAGUAUCACGCUGCUAAUUUUGAGCAUAGACUCUAGAAGAAUUCGUCAAUAAAAAAUAGUUUUUUAAAGGCUUUCUUGAAUUGUUCAGUGAUGAGUUUCUGGAUCUUGCUUAGUAUUUUUUGUCAUUUUUUUAACCCUUACCUUCCUUCUUAGAAUCAAUGCUGUGUAUUGGUUCCAAGGCAGAAGAAUGGUAAGGGCUAGGCAAUGGGGGUUAAGUGACUUGUCCAGGGUCACACAACUGGGAAGUUAAUGAGGCCAGGUUUGAACCUAGGACCUUCUGUCUCUAGGCCUGGCUCUCAAUCCACUGGGCUAUGCAGCUGCCCCCUCGUGUUUUUUUUUUUUUAACUCACAUCUGGUAUAUAUUUUGUUAGUCAGAAUUUUACAAAAUUGGAUCUGUAUAUAAUAGGUUGCACUUUUUUCUUUUUAUUUUUAAAAUAUUUUUCCGUGUUUCCAUGAUUCAUUUUCUUUCCCUCCCCCCUCCCAGAGCCAAGAAGCAAUCCCACUGAGUUGUACAAAUAUUAUCACUUAUACCUAUUUCCAUAUUAUUUAUUUUUGUAAUAAAAUAAUCUUUUAAAACCCAAACCUCAAAUCAUGCAUCCAUAUAAAAAAGUGAUAAGUCAUGUGUUUUUCUUCUGUUUCUACUCCCAAGGUUCUUUCUCUCUCUCUUUCUUUUUUAAAUUUUAUUUAGUCAAUUUAGAACAUUAUUCCUUGGUUACAAGAAUCAUUCUUUCCCUCCCCCUGCCCAUAAUGGACACGCAAUUCCACUGGGUAUUAUAUGUGACCUUGAUCAGAACCUAUUUCCAUGUUGUUGAUGUUUGUACUAGGAUAUUCAUUUAGAGUCUACAUCCCCAAUCAUAUUCCCCUCGACCCAUGUAAUCAAGUAGUUGUUUUUCUUCUGUGUUUCUACUCCCACAGUUUUUCCUCUGAAUGUGGAUAGUGUUCUUUUUCAUAGAUCCCUCUGGGUUGUUCAGGAUCACUGCAUUGCCACUAAUGGAGAAGUUCUUUACAUUCGAUUGUGCCACAGUGUAUUAGUCAGUGCUCUCCUGGUUCUGCUCCUUUCACUCUGCAUCACUUCCUGGAGGUCAUUCCAGUUCACAUGAAAUUCCUCCAGUUCGUUAUUCCUUUGAGUACAAUAGUAUUCCAUCACCAAUAUAUACCACAAUUUGUUCAGCCAUUCCCCAAUUGAAGGGCAUCCCCUCAUUUUACAGUUUUUUGCCACUACAAAGAGUGCAGCUAUGAAUAUUCUUGUACAUGUAUUUUUCCUCAUUAUCUCUUUGGGGUACAAACCCAGCAGUGCUAACACCCUUUGGGAAUAGUUCCAAAUUGCCCUCCAGAAUGGUUGGAUCAUUUCACAACUCCACCAGCAAUGCAUUAAUGUCCCAACUUUGCCACAUCCCUUCCAGCAUUCAUUACUUUCCUUUGCUGUCAUGUUAGCCAAUCUGCUUAGAUGUGAGGUGAUACCUCAGAGUUCUUUUGAUUUUCAUCUCUCUGGUUAUGAGUUUUAGAACACUUUUUCAUGUGCUUAUUAAUAGUUUCGAUUUUUUUAACUGAAAAUUGCCUAUUCAUAUCCUUUGCCCAUUUAUCAAUUGGAGAAUGGCUUGAUUUUUUUGUACAAUUGAUUUAGCUCUUUAUAAAUUUGAGUAAUUAGACCUUUGUCAGAGGUUUUUGUUAGGAAGAUUGUUUCCUAAUUUGUUGCUUCCCUUCUAAUUGUGGUUGCAUUGUAGAUUGCACAUUUGGCUACAUAGCAAAACAAUUACUUUUUUAAGUGUAUUUUAUAGUUGUAUCCAAGUAAUUAGUGUUAGAUUUUAUUCUUUCCUCUUUGGACAGGGUUUGACUGUUAUUAACCAAUGUUAGCAUAAUUGGUAAACUGGUACCAAACAAUUUUGAUAAAUAUCCACAGAAGGCAUUCUUUGCUGCAUUUCACACAUUUGCCUAUUUUUUUCACACUGGAGUGCUUCCCCUGUGUCAGAGCAGACAGCUGGGGAUACUGAAUUCACAUUCAGUGAUUCAGAUGCUCUCAGUUUUAGGAUUGAGUUCCUCAAAUCAGUUUUGAAAAUUGAAAAUAUUUAGUACAUUAUUAAGCCAGUAGUCUUUGUUUUGAAGCAAGUAGAUCUAAUAGGAUAACAUUGUGCAAAUGGAAUGGGUGCUGAACAUGGAGUCAAGAGAUGGAUCCAGAGGCACCUAGGUGGUUCAGGGGAUAGAGAACCAAACCUGGAGAUGGGAGGUCCUUGGUUCAAAUUUGACCUCAGACACUUCCUACCUGUGUGACUCUGGAGAAGUCACUUAACCUCAGUUACCUCACCCUUAUGAGUAUUCUGCCUUGGAGCUGAUACUUAGUAUAUCCAUUUAAGGAAAAACAAAAAACCCUUGCCUUUCAUCUUGGAAUCAAUACUGUGUAUUGGUUCCAAGACAGAAGAGUAGUAAGGGCUAGGCAAUGGGGGUCAAGUGACUUGCCCAGGAUCACACAGCUAGGAGAAGUAUCUGAGGCCAGUUUUGAACCUAGGACCUCCCAUCUCUAGGCCUGGCUCUCAAUCUAACUGAGCUACCCAGCUGCCCCUCUUAGUAUCCAUUCUAAGACAGGUAACAGUUUUAAAAGUAAAAUAAAAAAGAGAGACCUGGAUGCCAACCCUUGCUAUAAUAAUACAUAGCUGUGUAAUUAUGAGCAAGUCACUGAACCUUUCUGACAAUAGUACUUACAUUACCUACCUCACAGGGUGGUUCUAAAGAAAGAGAUUUGAAAACCUUAGAAUGCCAUGUAGUAGUUGUGGCAGAGGCCAUUUAGUUUUUAAAUAACAAUUCUUUUGUCACCAUUAGUUGUGAAAAAUUUGGCUGAUCCCUUUGAAUGGGCAGCUGGGCUUUUUCAUGCUAACCUAAAGAACUUUACCUUUACCUUUUCCCCUGAGAUCAAGCUUGUCACAUUUCUACCUCAAAGAAUACUUUCUUUGACAGAGAAAAGAGAUUGAACCCAUGCAGAUCCUCACUUGGGCAGAAUCAUUAGGAUAUGAGUUCAGUUGCUUUAUAAUUUGAACUUUUAUAUUGCCUCACAUUUCUCUUAACAUCCUACAGACAGAUUGUCUUCUCUCAAAUCAGGGUUGCUUCUAGAUAAUUUGGUACCUCGAUGGAACUAGUUCUUUGCAGUUUGAAGAAAUUAAUGAUUCUUUGAGAAGUACUCUUGCAUUUCUUUAUUAAUCUGCUUUCUGUUCUAGCUGCAGACCUUUACUGGAAAUUUUAUUCAAAGCUGGACUUUCCAGUUUCACUUCCUAAAACAGAAAUACUCCCUCAUGUAUUAUACUUUUUUAACACUGAAGUUUUAUCAUUCAUUUCCUAGUUUCCUUUGUGGUGAAUGAGACCUGUGCCUAACUCCUUCAUUUUUAAUUGUGAGCUGAAUUACCUGGGCAGGAAUCUCUUUUCUUCUUGAAACUCAUACUGUUCACAAUUGCCCACAGACCUAGAAAUUUGAAUCUUGCUUCACUUCUCUCGGUGCAUAUGCAAUGAGAUAAACCUGCUAAUGUAUCUAUGAAGUUAAAUUUUACAUUGUUUUUCCUCAAAUUUAAAGUACUAGGACAGCUAGGUGGCUCAGUGGAUAGAGAACCAGGCCUGGAAUAGGAAGACCUGGGCUCAAAUGUGGCCUCAGACACUUCCUAGCUGUAUGACCCUGGACAAGUCACUUAACCUUGUUUGCCUAGCCCUUGUCAUUCUGUCUUAGGGAUGUUACUAAGACAGAAAGUAAGAGCUUAAGACUAAGGGGGAAAAAAUGACAAUUUAUUUUUCCUAUUUAAGUCAGAAUCGAUUAUAAUAGAUUAGGAAUUAAAUCAUUUACUUGCUCUUCUCCCGCAUUUAUUUUUCAAUUUGGCCAUGUACUUUAAGUUCCAUAUCUCACAUUAGUUGUAUGACCUUGAAUAACUCAACUCGUGAGCCUCAGUUUUCUUGUGUAUAUAAUGGGGAUACUAUCUUCUCUACAGGGUUAAAGGAAAUAUUUUGUAAACUGUAUAAGUGUAAACUAUGUGUAUGUGCUAUGUGAAUGAGGAUAGUUAUUAAUAAAUAUUUGAUGACUAUUUCAGUUAAUCUGUUUCCUGACUUUAUAGAAUUCCCUACCAACUAAGAAGCAUUAUUCUUGUGUUUACUGUGUACCUGACAGUACAACUUUAUGUUAAGCUACUGUAGUAAAACAAUGCUAUCUAACUGUGUAUGCCUGGACUCUGAUUAAGAUGUUAAUUGAAAAGCAACCAAAAGAAAACAUUUGGUCUGCUUGCCAUUAAAUUUGAUGUUUCUGGCAAUAGUAUAAUGGGUACCAAGAUAUAAAGAAAUUUAUUUGAAUAAAACUUAAAUAAAAAUAAAAUUCAUUUGAAAAAAGCCAUUCAAAGAUAGAAUGCAAAAUGUUUCAAAGUAAAAAUAUUCUUGAUGGGUCUAAAUUAUAUAAAAUGGAUCCGUUUUUUAGAAACCUAUAACAACAAAAAUGAGUUUCAUAUUAUGAUCUCAGAGACUAUUCAAACUAGCUGUCUUUCAAAGUUUUGCCAGACUUUCCCAUACUUGAGGGGGUAAUUUAAAAAGAAAAAUUAAAUUACUUGCCCACAACUAUCUGAUUUCCUGAAAAUUUCUUCCAAAUAUUAGAUGAGUGCUUUGCAUGUAUCAAGUGAGUAUAUUGAAUGUGAUAACCUCACUUUCAACUUUUAUCAAUGAGAGAUAGACAGUAAGUCAUUUGUCUCGCUUUCCAAUUCUUGUAUUUGACAUCUUAGAAAUGUGUAUGAAAGCCAUAAGAUGAUCACUUUGACAUCAAGAGAUUUGUACUCCCCAAAGAAGUUGACCAUCAAAUUUAUGUGUCUGUGUAUUAAGAAGUAGAUGGCCAAACACGAAUCUGCUUUUAGAGGAAUUAUUAUGCAUCCAGUGUUUAGAGAGGACUGUGUGAAAUGGUGUUGUGGGAUAGAUCUCUAGAUAUCUGGGAAAUGUUAGCAAAGAGACUCCACAAAGGACACUAUGCUAGAUGUCCAGUCAUGUUGUAGAGAGUUGAAUCUCUACUAAUCAUUCUUCCUGUCUAUUCUUUGAGAAUAGAACCUCAUCUGGAGGUUGCAGGCAGUACUUCCCUGCAGAAUUGUUGGACUGCAUGCAGGAAAUCAUCCGGCUGUGCACUCUUGUGAUUGGAGGAAUAUUGCUGGUUUGAAUAAUGAACAUGUUAGUGUCGGUAGAGGGGAUUGGCCAGGCGCUGCUGCAGUGAGAAUGCAGGCUGGAUGCUCAGGUCCUCAGCUUGUCUGAUCAUUAGUUGAUCUGGGGACAGCUGGUUAAUUGGGAGCACUAAGUGGCUUCUAUCACGAGAAGGGUUGUUUUUUUUUCUUGGCCUUUUUUAUUUUUAUUUUUUUUAAUAAAACUAAGUACUUUCUCAUCUUUCACCUGAAAGAUUAGGUUUUCAGCUCCAGCCUUUUUUUUUUCCCCCAUCAGCCUGGUGAAGCGUCUUACAGUAAGCUACUUCUCAGGCCAGGCACGACAGCAGUAACAGCAAAUUUGAAAAGGGAGGAAGCAAUCGCUGAACGCAUAGUUUCUUCAGCCUUGGAACUCCCAGGUCAAGUCUUUUCAAGCUGCUGUAUAGCCUGUAACAUUUGGUAUUGUGGCCACAACCCUCCUUGAAAGUGAACAGUCACCAACUGCGGAGUUUUUCUUGACUGGGAGAUUGGAGGGAGCAGUGAUGCUGCAGAUGCUCUGGCAUUUUCUGUCUAGUUUUUUCCCUAGGGCUAUGUGCCAAGGCUCUACAGAGAGAAAAGAUAAUGAAGCCAAAGGCAAACAAGAUUCUGCCCAGGGAGACCAGGUGUCAAACCUGUUGGGGAAACAGGACAGAGGGGCUGAUUCCACGGAAAAGAGACCAACCAUUUUACUAGUGGUUGGACCUGCAGAGCAGUUUCCUAAGAAAAUUGUGAAAGCUGGUGAUAAGGACCUUGAUGGGCAGCUGGACUUUGAGGAAUUUGUUCAUUAUCUUCAAGACCACGAGAAGAAACUGAGGCUUGUUUUUAAGAGCUUGGACAAAAAGAAUGAUGGCCGCAUCGAUGCUCAGGAGAUCAUGCAGUCCCUGCGGGAUCUGGGGGUCAAGAUCUCUGAACAGCAGGCUGAAAAAAUUCUUAAGAGAAUACGAACGGGCCAUUUCUGGGGCCCUGUCACCUACAUGGACAAAAACGGAACUAUGACAAUUGACUGGAAUGAAUGGAGAGAUUAUCAUCUUUUACAUCCAGUCGAAAAUGUUCCUGAGAUCAUUCUGUACUGGAAGCAUUCCACGAUCUUUGAUGUGGGAGAGAACCUAACUGUCCCUGAUGAAUUCACUGUGGAAGAGAGGCAGACAGGGAUGUGGUGGAGACAUCUCGUAGCUGGAGGAGGAGCAGGGGCUGUAUCUAGGACCUGCACAGCUCCCCUGGACCGGCUGAAGGUGCUGAUGCAGGUCCAUGCUUCCCGAAGCAACAACAUGUGUAUUGUUGGAGGGUUCACACAGAUGAUCCGAGAAGGAGGGGCCAAAUCUCUCUGGCGGGGCAAUGGCAUCAACGUCAUCAAAAUUGCCCCUGAAUCAGCUAUUAAAUUUAUGGCCUAUGAGCAGAUCAAGCGUCUUGUUGGUAGUGACCAAGAAACACUGAGGAUUCAUGAGAGGCUGGUGGCAGGCUCUCUGGCAGGAGCUAUUGCCCAGAGUAGCAUCUAUCCCAUGGAAGUCCUAAAAACAAGGAUGGCCCUUCGGAAAACAGGACAGUAUUUGGGCAUGUUGGAUUGUGCCAAGAAGAUCCUGUCCAAGGAGGGAAUGACAGCUUUCUACAAAGGCUAUGUCCCCAACAUGCUUGGAAUUAUUCCUUAUGCUGGAAUAGAUCUGGCUGUUUAUGAGACACUAAAAAAUACCUGGUUACAGCGUUAUGCAGUCAACAGUGCAGACCCUGGUGUAUUUGUCCUCUUAGCUUGUGGCACAAUAUCUAGUACUUGUGGACAGCUGGCCAGUUACCCUCUGGCUCUUGUGAGGACUCGGAUGCAAGCCCAGGCUUCAAUUGAGGGAGCCCCAGAAGUGACCAUGAGCAGCCUCUUCAAACAGAUCCUUCGGACAGAAGGAGCAUUUGGCCUGUAUAGAGGCUUGGCCCCCAACUUCAUGAAGGUGAUCCCAGCUGUGAGCAUCAGCUAUGUGGUUUAUGAGAACCUGAAGAUCACUUUAGGGGUGCAGUCUCGGUGACAGGCAGGUUGGCUCCAGACUGUUGGACUUAACGAUCUUGGGCCAAAGUCCCAGGAUGUAUAGCCAUCUCAUUCUGUGAAUGUGUCAACACUAAGCUGACUUAAGCCAAGCUGUGAAAACCCCAGAAUGUAUAUGACAGCUUUAAGAGGCAGGGUAGGGAGAGGUCUGAGCCUUUGGUCAACACAUCAGUCAGUCUUGCUGUCCCAGAUCUCAUUGUAAACCCCUAAGAAAACCCCAUUUGUUCCCUACAAAGCCUUUCUUAGGGGCCUUGGGGUGGGAACAGGACCUGGGGCUUUCAGGUAAGGAGAAAAGUGCUCCCUGCCAGGCCUGCUAAAAAAAUAGGGGCUUGGGAACUGGCUUACUUCCACCAUCUUGCACUAAGCAACCAAGCUAUUUGUUCCAGAGGAUCUUAACCCUCUGAUUCGCUAAGGGUUUUCCCUUUUCAAUCUUUGCUCACUUCCUAUCUGCUGUUUUAAUUCUUAAAACACACUGUGGUGGGACAUUCAGUGUUCCCAGGUCACACCUGUUUAUCAUGUAUGCUCCCAUGGUGAGAAGAGAUUUAACCUUAAACUUCACAAAUAGCAUUUUCCAAUGUACAAAGCUGGCCUGGUUCCUGCAGGAAAGAGAAUGACCAACUUGUGUAUUUGCUAUAAGCAGAGCACUUGUCAUCCAGGAGAGAGACAGUACAGUUCAUUGAAUAAUGAACUGGUGCCCUGCAUGUCUAUAUGCAUGGCAAGGGUGGGUAAGGCUAAUCCUUAUCUAUCUUAGCAGCCUCACGUCAUAAUGCAUGACUUCAUUGAGUAAUAUUGUUCAGCCCUUGGAACUGAAGGGCUUCUCCUCCCUACUUGGUGCCCCGAGGCACCUUGAGCUGGCUCCCAGGCAGGGUCCAGGCCAAGAGUCCACUCAGAGAUUAAGCCACUCUCCCGUGUAGGUGUCAGUCUGUUCCUCCAUCAGGAAGAGGACUCCUUGGUGUAUUUUUCUUCCCUGGUGAGAGUUAAAGGCCUUAAAUUCUGGUGGAGUUGGUCAAAGUUCAUCAGAUUUAGUUCAUCAGAAGGAGAAAUAAAUAGGUGUGCAAAUUCCUCCUUUGCUUCUGUUAUGGAGUAGGAAGAAGGGAGUGGUGGAAGCAUUAUUUCUCUGACUUCAUUAAGGUCUGUAUGAGGACAGGUUUCUAAUCUCAAGAGAUUCUUGUCCAAUUCCUAAUUGAGGCAGAAAGGGAUCAGCCUCCCAUUCCACUGAAGCAAUGUAUUAUACUCUUAAAACAUAUUUAUUUUGUAUUUAUUUGAACAGAGUUAUGUCCUAACUAUUUUUAUAGAUGUGUUUAAUUAUUAGUCUGUCCUUAGUUUUUUUAUCCUUAUUUAUGUUCAUAGUUGAUCAUACCUUCUUAGCACUGUGCAGCAGCAGGAAAGCUAUGGGGAAGACCCUAGAUAGGCAUGUGAAAAGGGCCCCUUCAUUCCAUGUAGCCUUUGCUGCCUGCCUUAGGUCUACAAGAUCAAUCAGGAGAAAUUUACUUCUAGGCUGGAGCCUGAGGAUUGUGGGUGAGAGAAAUGGGAUCAUGGUGAGGAAGAGACUUGCCUUUGCUGGACAGUCAAAAACCUUGCUCUCCUGGAGCAGUGCAUGUGAUUCAAGAAGGGAUGAGGUUGUGUGAAUGAGAGACAAUUGGGGUUAAUGGGCACAAAAAUUUAUUUGGAGAGAGGGAGAGUGGGGAAGGAGAAAUCUCAGGGAUUUCCAAGAUGAAAAUCCAAAUAAUUUCCCAGAAUCAGGAAGAAUUUUUUCAAAAACAUUAUUUCUGUUUGAAUCAAGUGGCUACAAUGACCUGACUCUCCAGGUGCCUAUGAAGAGGGAGGAGCCUUCUGGUAAAGGAGGGCUUGGUCCACUGGAUGGCUAAAUGGGAAUGGUUUUGCAGCUUAUCUGCCCCAUUUCCCCUUUCUGUUCAGACUGACAUUCCCCACUUCUUGGAGCCAGACCACCAGCUGCUUUUUGGAGCCUUGGGUCUUGCUGCUUCCUUCUUCCCCCUUCUUGAAAUAGUGGUUGUAAAUCAUUUGACUAGACAGUCAUACUUUCAUUCCACCUGUAUGGCCUAAUGGGAAAAACACAGGAUGCAAAGAUCAAUGCAAAAUUACUGUCUUUUUAGUUAUAACUGGAAUUUGUCCAAAAGCAAAAUUAAGCAACCCAACAUGGAAGUUUUCACUUAGAACAGCCUUCUAAUAAAGUUAUUUCAAUGCUAA